Metarhizium acridum CQMa 102 is the source of this 1011-nucleotide messenger RNA. RefSeq names its product Chitinase 2. Lineage: Eukaryota; Fungi; Ascomycota; Sordariomycetes; Hypocreales; Clavicipitaceae. Gene Ontology annotation, molecular function: chitinase activity. Gene Ontology annotation, biological process: carbohydrate metabolic process. Gene Ontology annotation, cellular component: extracellular region. The record is from RefSeq and is a predicted model, not a curated record.
AUGAUGCCUUCAUUCUUCAGCAUUAUUGCAAGCCUUGGGCUGCUGGCCAGCGCUUCUCUUGCCGCACCACUUGCGUCUCGGGCCACGGGCGCUCAGAAUGUCGUCUACUGGGGCCAGAACGGCGGCGGCGUUGUCGAGAACAACGACCUCGCGACAUACUGCACCAAGGAGGCCGGCAUCGACAUUGUCGUCCUCGCAUUCUUGUACCAGUACGGCAACGGAAACAAGAUUGCCUCUGGCACCAUCGGCCAGUCGUGCUCCAUCUCCCCUUCUGGCGAGGGACAAAACUGCGACGCCCUGGCCAAAGCCAUUGACACCUGCAAGGCCAACGGCGUCAAGGUCGUGCUGUCCCUGGGCGGCGCCUCGGGAGCCUACUCUCUGACCUCUCAGCAAGAAGCAGAAGCCAUCGGCCAGAACCUCUGGGAUGCCUACGGAAAGCCGGGCUCCAACCCUGCCGCCUCUGUUCCUCGACCCUUUGGCAACACGUUUGUCAGCGGCUGGGACUUUGACAUUGAGAGCAACAGCGGCAACAACUUCUACCAGUUCAUGAUUGCCAAGCUGCGGUCCAACUUUGCCUCCGACCCCGGCAACCAGUACUUCAUCACGGGGGCGCCCCAAUGCCCGAUCCCCGAGCCCAACAUGAACGAGAUCAUCACCAAGGCGCAGUUUGACUACCUCUGGGUCCAGUUCUACAAUAACCCCGGGUGCUCGGUUGACGGGACCAUCAACUUUGGCGACUGGAAGAAGAACGUGGCCAACACGCCGUCUGCCAACGCCAAGAUCUUCAUUGGCGUCCCUGCCUCUCCUCUCGGAGCGACGGGAACAGCAAGCGGCGCCAAGUACUACCUCGAGCCUAAGAAGCUAGCUGCUCUUGUCGACCAGCACAGCAGCGAUCCGGCCUUUGGUGGUGUCAUGAUGUGGGCUGCUGGUUUCUCGGAUGCCAAUGUGAACAAUGGACGUACUUAUGCUCAGGAAGCAAAGGCUAUCCUGACCGCUGCGAAUUCUUGCUAA